AUGACCUCCCUUCUCCCCACCGGGAAGCAAAUCAACCUCCAAUUAGGAUGGCCUUCUCCCUCCCUUUUCCCAAGUGAGGCCCUCAACGCGGCUGUAACUUCUGUUCUAAGUAGCUUCGAUGCCGCCAGUUCUGCUCUGGUCUACGGUCCCAGUCGUGGCCAUGUUCCGCUUCGCAGCCAAAUGGCGAAGUUCCUCGGUUCCAUGUACCACAACGAUCCCGAGGCGAUUGAAGAGAGCCGCGUAUGCAUUGCGGGAGGCGCAUCGCAGAAUCUCUCCAAUGCCCUCCUCCGGUUCGCCGAUCCCUCGUACACCAGGCGGGUUUGGAUGGUGGAACCAACCUACUUCUUAGCCUGCCCAGUGUUCGAGGACUGCGGCUUCAUCGGCAAGCUAAGAGGCGUGCCAGAAGAUGAUGAAGGCAUCGAUCUGGGCUUUCUCGCAAAGGCAUUGGCUGAAACCGAGGCUGAAUAUGCCGGUCAGGGCGAACAGGGCCGGCUCAAAACAACAGCCAAUGGAUACGAGAAGAUAUACAAACACAUCAUCUAUGUUGUGCCGACAUUCUCCAAUCCUAGCGGUAAAACAAUGUCCCUGAAACAUCGAUAUGAACUCGUCCGUCUUGCUAUAGAGUACCAUGCACUUGUCAUAUCGGAUGAUGUGUACGACUUUCUAAGCUGGCCGCACGAGCAAAAGAACUACGUUGAAGGUGGAAAGUUAGAAACCCCCCCUACACUCGUGGAUAUCAACCGAGAGCUUGACCCCGAAAGCAAAUGGGGCAAUACCAUGAGUAAUGGCUCGUUUUCCAAAAUCAUUGCUCCAGGAGCGAGAGUAUCGUGGGCAAUGGGCACCCCUGCAUUUGUAAACUUUCUUGCGACUACCGGUGCUUCCAUAUCUGGAGGAAACCCAGGCCACCUCAGUUCAACGUUUAUCGAAAACAUGUUGUCCUCAAGAGCACUUCAAACCCACAUCGAGAAGACUCUAAUACCAGCCUACUCAUCUCGCUACUACUCCAUGGUACAGGCCAUUGAGGAAUAUCUGGAACCUCUCGGCGUUAAAAUCAUAACGGGGCAGCCUUAUUACAGUCACUUUAAAACAAGUGACGGGGGCUGUUCGAAAGCGAAGGUUCAGGUUGCCGGUGGAUUCUUCUUGUCUAUUGCCUUGCCCAGCGUAUACCAAGAUGUUCCUGGCCUUGCCAAGGUAGCCUUGGAAAACGAUGAGUUGAAGAUUGCGUAUGGGAAAAUGUUUGAGGUCAAGGGAGACGGAGGCAGCAAGGAGAGAUCGAAAGCCAGCUUUGGAAACUCCAUUAGAUUGUGCUGGUCGUUCCAUGAAGAGGAGGCUAUCAAGGAAGGCAUAAUGCGUUUGAGAGGUGUUCUUCUAAGCUAUGAGAAGAAUACUGCUUGA
This is a messenger RNA of Clonostachys rhizophaga, 1395 nucleotides long. The record is from the annotation of a GenBank genome assembly. NCBI's taxonomy places the organism in Eukaryota, Fungi, Ascomycota, Sordariomycetes, Hypocreales, Bionectriaceae.